Messenger RNA from Aspergillus homomorphus CBS 101889, 1681 nucleotides. RefSeq lists its product as uncharacterized. Bases 49 to 1440 code for a protein of 463 amino acids. The transcript is spliced from 3 exons. The record is from RefSeq and is a predicted model, not a curated record. NCBI's taxonomy places the organism in Eukaryota, Fungi, Ascomycota, Eurotiomycetes, Eurotiales, Aspergillaceae.
UCUUGACAUUGCUUUGAUCACUGCUGCCAGUGUAAAAGAUCUUCCAUCAUGACAGUCGCAGCGCCUCCUGUAGCACCGGUGCACGAGAACGGCAUUAACGGCAGUGUCGGUCAUCAUGUUAAUACUAUGAGCCUCCCACGUUUCCAUCCAAUCGCAAUGAACCCGAGCCAAGCAAUCCCCCCGGAGCAUUUGAUGCAUGGCCACCACCAUCAAUUCCGUCCUUUUCCACCACCACCGCCUCCUCCUAUGCAGGAACCAGGCCCGCCAGCUCCAGUUUCGGCCCCAGCACCGCCCGCCCAUCAUCCGCAUAUUGAUCAAAUCGAAGUCCGUCUGAGACAAUUGGAACAUGAAGAAGCGGCUCGUAUGGCGGCUCGUAGCCAUCUUCUCGCCCUGCGCAAGCGAGAAGACGAAGACUUCCGUAGGUUGACUGAAAAUGCUGAAGCAGAAGAAGAGGAACUGCGUAGGCAACGAAAACGCUUGAAGAGGGAAUCCAUGGGCCUAGGCUAUAACGCUGGGAUGGAAUCUCCGCCGCUCCGACCAACGCCGCCUCGCCGUCUAUCCGAGACCAAUGCAGCCACUACGCUUGCAUUUUUCAAGCAACAAAGUCCUCCAGAGCCUCGUCUAAUCCCUCCACCACCGACACAAGCACCUGCACCCCACGUCCCUCCCCCUCCGCCUCAGCACAUUCACCAUGACCCCACCGGCGCCACCUCGAUCCGACGGAAGCAGAAAUACACUAUCAAGAACGUCGAAGCUUGGGGGGAGCGACAUGGACGACCGGCAGCGCAUGACCCCUCUGGCAGGGCUCUCUGGAAGCGUCCGUCAGACGGUAGUCUGGUCUAUCUGACUUGCCCGGUUUCCGGCUGCGGGAAGGCAGACUUUGUGACCCUCCAUGGAUUCAUGUGUCAUUUGACGAAGAAGCACAAAGACCGCAGUCUGGGCAGCCAGUCCCGGGCCUUGGAAGUAUGCGGGAUUGUUUAUGAUCCCAACGCCCCUCUUCCCCCAGUGGCCAACGUCAACCGCGCAUCCACGGAAGAGAGCCGACUUGAAUCUGGCCCAACCGACCAUGAAGGAUAUCAACAAGAGAUUGAGUAUUCUUCUGCAUCUGACGAAGAGGAAAGUCGGGAUAUCCCAGUGAAGACCGAGUCCACCGACAGGACAUUGCCCGUCCCGGCAGUAAUAUCGAUGCCUUCGGCCCCGGAACAACUGCAAGCUCGACUGAACGGCUCGACGAAACAAUCCAUCUCAUCUAUCAUCGAUCGCGACCCGGAAUGUGAACAUCGCGAGCGGUUUGAUACGAACCCCCCGCGUCCAAUGGAGAUUCCAAUGCAAACCUCUCCGGAUCACAAACCUUCCUUCAAGGACGAGGCCGAAUUUCCUCGCCCACAUGAACAUGAAAAAGAGAACACUGACCCCAAAGAAACGGCCGAUACACAGUAAUAGGAGUCUAUAUAAUAUACUACUAAUUAUCGUCGCGUUGCAAUACCGAAGGACGCAAGAUAUUCGCAUUAUUGCCUUGCAUAGCACAAGCAUGUUCCCAUGGACUAUUGGCUUUCAAUCGUUCCAUGGAGCUCCUGCGUUAAUACCCGCCUUUUUGUAUAUGUGGGUGGCCUUUUGCACGUUGUUUCUAUUUUAAUGUAAUAAUGUCUUACCUCAUAUGGCUGGCCCCGAGGGUCUCGAU